This is a messenger RNA of Ahaetulla prasina, 2118 nucleotides long. Its product is annotated as vomeronasal type-2 receptor 116-like. Gene Ontology annotation, cellular component: membrane. Lineage: Eukaryota; Metazoa; Chordata; Lepidosauria; Squamata; Colubridae. Gene Ontology annotation, biological process: G protein-coupled receptor signaling pathway. Gene Ontology annotation, molecular function: G protein-coupled receptor activity. The record is from RefSeq and is a predicted model, not a curated record. The transcript is spliced from 5 exons. The annotation marks the transcript as partial.
AUGUUGCUCCUCCUGGUGUUUCUGGUGAAGAAAAUAGUGACUCUGAGCUGCCCAGCAAGUGAUGCUUUCCUUGUUCCACAUGAGUGGUACCAACCUGGGGACCUCAUCAUUGGUGGGAUAGUGUCCCGCAUACUUUACAACAUUUAUGAAAUUAAUUUUAAGGAACAUCCUCGUAUAACAUCUUAUGACAUACCAAAGAGAUCAAUGAGGAUCUCCCAGAUCUUACCUAACGUCACUCUUGGGUUCCACAUCUAUGACAGUUACCUGAAUGCAAGGAUGACCUAUCGCACCACCCUGGAUCUGCUUUUCAAAUCCCAGAAAUUUGUCCCUAACUACAAAUGUGACUGCCAGAAGAAUCUCAUGGUUAUCAUUGGGGGACUGGAUUUUGAAACAUCAUCUUAUAUAGGUGAACUUACAGGUGUCUUCAAGAUUCCACAAUUGACAUAUGGCUCAUUACCUGAAGAGGAAUUCGAGAUGAGUAAACUCUCUUCACUGUAUUUCAUGGUCCCCAAAGAGGACCAUCAGUACAUUGGGAUUGUCCAACUGCUUCAUCAUUUCAGGUGGACGUGGAUUGGGAUAUUUUCUGUUGAUAAUAACAAUGGAGAAAAUUUCUUACAGAAAAUGCAGCCCUUACUUUCACAGAACGGAAUCUGCUCAGCGUUCAUAGAAAGGUUUUCACAACUGGUCCACUUGGAAGAAUUCCAAGAAUUUUAUCAAACCAUCUCAAUGACUUCCAUUAAUAUGUUGAAGAGCAAAUCCAAUGCAUAUCUUGUCUAUGGAGAAUCCUCGGCAAUUAUUUGGCUAAGAUUUGUAACAUUUGUGGUGGAUCCUGAAAGCAAGGAAACUGCAUUAUUUGGAAAGGUGUGGAUCAUGACUGCACAGAUUGAUUUUGUACUAUCAGGCAUUCAAAUCACAUGGGAUCUCCAGAUGUUCCAUGGGGCUCUUUCCUUCACUGUUCAUUCAACAGCGGUUACAUGUUUCAAGGAAUUUCUUCAGACUAUAAAUCCUCUUUCAGAUUACAAUGAUGGGUUUCGACAGGAUGUUUGGGAACAAUCAUUUGAUUGUUCAUUUCCAAAACCAGAGUUACAAGAAAUGCAGAGUAGAAAAUGCACUCGGGAGAUGAAGCUGGGGGAUCUUCCUGCACCUAUAUUUGAAAUGGAAAUGACUGGCCAAAGCUACAGUGUCUACAAUGCUGUUUAUGCUGUGGCUCAUGCUUUGCAGGCUCUACACAUGUUGAGUUUCAAUACAAGGAAAACUAUGAUGAAUAAAAAACCUGAGGUUCCACAGCUGCACGCUUGGCAGGUUCUUCCACUUUCUCGAUGCAAUGACCCCUGUUUCCAGGGAUAUUGGAAAAAAGGAAUUGAGGGACAUCAGUUUUGCUGCUACGAUUGUGUUCCAUGCCCAGAAGGGAAGGUUUCAAACCAAAAUGAUAUGGAUGACUGUGUUGAAUGUUCAGAAGAUCAUUAUCCAAAUAAAGAAAAGAAAGGCUGUAUCCUGAAACUGCUGGUUUUUCUAACUUUUGAAGAAACCUUAGGAAUCAGUUUAGCCUCAGCAGCUCUUGGUUUCUUCUUCUUGACAUUUUGGAUACUUGGAACAUUUAUUAAGUACAGGGAUACUCCUGUUGUCAAAGCUAACAACCGGUCCCUCACCUACACCCUCCUUGUAUCUCUUCUGCUCUGUUUUCUCUCCUCUUUCUUCUUCCUCAGCCAACCUGGAAAAGUGACUUGCCUUCUUCGACAAUCAAUUUUUGGCAUCACUUUCUCAGUGGCCAUUUCUAGUGUACUGGCCAAAACCAUCACUGUGGUUGUGGCUUUCAUGGCCACUAAACCAGGAUCACAGAUGAGGAAAUGGGUGGGGAGAAGAUUGGCUUUUUGGACUGUUCUUUUUUGCUCUCUCUUCCAAGUAUGGAUUUGUACACUUUGGUUGUCAAUCUCCUCCCCAUUCCCUGAGUUGGACAUGCACUCAGAGCUCCAAGAAAUAAUUUUACAGUGCAAUGAGGGGUCAGCUUUCUUCUUCUACUGUGUCUUGGGCUACAUGGGUAUCUUGGCCAUCGCCAGCUUUAUUGUUGCUUUCCUUGCCCGUAAAUUACCUGACAGCUUUAAUGAAGCCAAGUUCAUC